AUGGACUCCAGUUUGGCUGACGCCAAUAAUCAUUUUCUCGGUGAAAUAAUUACAUGGCGUCUCUUGAUCGAACCUGCCACAGGAACACCUAUUGCUAUCACUUUCACACAAACUUAUUCGUGGACAUAUUCCCUGAUAACAUGUGCUAAUGUUCAUAUUAGUGGUAGUCAGUUGAUCCCUACUGGUCCAUAUCCAUCACUUCCGACGGAGCCACUCGAUUGUAUCGCUGAUUGUGCUAGUGGUGCAACUAGUUAUGUGGCUCCUAACAUUAGAUCUCGAUGCACAGAUACCUCAUUUCCACUUGGAAUCACUGUUGGACAACGUUCUAACACUGUCUUUGUACAUGCAGGUAUCGAUUUUUCCGUUGCCUAG
This is a messenger RNA of Adineta steineri, 372 nucleotides long. Lineage: Eukaryota; Metazoa; Rotifera; Eurotatoria; Adinetida; Adinetidae. The record is from the annotation of a GenBank genome assembly.